Colletotrichum karsti is the source of this 387-nucleotide messenger RNA. RefSeq names its product protein precursor. NCBI's taxonomy places the organism in Eukaryota, Fungi, Ascomycota, Sordariomycetes, Glomerellales, Glomerellaceae. Bases 1 to 387 code for a protein of 128 amino acids. The transcript has a single exon. The record is from RefSeq and is a predicted model, not a curated record.
AUGUCCUACCUUCUUUACUCCGUCUCCUUCUUCGCCCUCGUCAUCGCCACCGCGCUCUACUUCACCCGCACCUACUGGCUGCAUCUCCUCCCGAACCUGCCGAUCCCCGGCCGCGACUACAUCUACUCCCGCCUCCCCUCCACCUUCACCGGCGACAUGGAGGCGGGGCUCUCGAGCUCGACCUUUGACCUCAGCGGCAACGUGGAAUCCGGCGACAGCCGCGCCGGUCUCGACGAUCGGAGCAAGGCCGAGAUUCUCAAGAUCAUGAAGAAGCGCCGCAUGAGGUUCGACGACGCACGAAGGGUCUACAUGGAGAACCGCUUCAAGGCCAACGGCAUCGGCCCCGACGGACGCCCGCUGGAUCCCAAGGCCGUCACUUUCAGUUAA